CUUCAAGAGCCUGACACGUCGUAUACAGUCAGUUCAGCAAUAAAGGGCCGCAGUGAGCAUUGAGCAUGGGCAACAGCGACAGCAAGAGCAAGUUCCGCGAGAGCGUGUACAAGCUCAACAAUGAGGUGAUCAGCAGCAAGAACCUCGAGUUCUGGGACAAGCUGUGGCGCAUCCCGACGGUGGCGGAGGAGAUCUUUACGCUCAUCCAGCCGGACGACGUGCGCAUGCUGCGUCACCAGCAGCCUGAGAAUCUGGCCACGAUGCUCAAGCAGGCAGUCUCUCAGAUCGUACAGAUCGUAGACACGCCUGUGCCCAAGUAUUACCAGCAGGCAGUGAAUUGUGUGCGUGUAUUGACACGUCUAGUGCCCUUUAUACUGGAGGAAGGCGGCGAUGAGUUCGUCGAGAAGCUUUUCUGGAGUGUCGAAGGCGACGAAGGCGUUAAGUCCGGCGACGAAGAGGACGAGACUAAGGACGAAACAACCGGAGCGGAGCCACUGGCCAAGCAGAUGAUCCACGCUAUAAUGGGGCUGUUGUUCCUGCCAGAGUUCACAGUCUCCAUCCACGCGUACAAAGGAUACGGAGAGGAGCGACGUAGCGCUACACGUAGUGGGCAGAGUACAACCAGUGGGUCGUUAGUGUUCCCGAGUCUGCUGUGGCACUCAGGUGUGGGGUAUCCGGACGCGAGCGUGGUCAACUCGUCCAACUACGACAGGAACAGGAAGGAGGUUCUGGCGCUGCUGUUGACGUGCUUUUCCGGUAUUUUGUAUCAAACAGCAGAGACCUGCAGUCAGUGGAAGGAUAGAUUCUUGGAGGUAGCUACAGCUCCCGAUUGCCCCUUUGGACCGACGCUGUUCUACUCGCUGCUGAACAUCGUGGUGUCCUAUGACCCUGUGGGGUGGGGCGUGCCCUACGCCGGCUCCAUUGUGUCGGAUGAUCGCGAACUAUUGGUGGACUUGUCGCUGCAGGUGCUUCUAGUGCUGCUGGACUUUGGUCAGACGACUCAGACUAACGUGGCAGCGACCUCCAAGCCACAGCAGGGGAGCUCCACGCCUGCAGCAAAGCGCCGGUCUUCUUCUGUCACGUCACGAUCGUCCAACCCGGUGUUUGACGGUGUAUCGAACGUGUACCGUACCUUGCUGUCAGCACUGCAACGACCGGAAGAUUUCCAGUUAAUCUUCACGGGACUGUCACGUCUAUUGAACAACUAUCAUCAGUCUAUGAGCACUCUACUACCGAACUCGAUCAAGCAGAUUAAAUGCCAUCAAGAACUGCUCGUGCUGCUGUGGAAAAUGCUGGACGAGAACUCAGAGUUCCUGCAGUAUGUGCUCAAGAAGGCCGACGUGAACCAGCUGGUAGUGCCGCUGUUGUUCUUAAUGUACGAGGGCAGACAAGAGCCGGCCAAGGUGGGGAUGAUCCACAUUUGCACCUUCAUCCUGCUGCUAUUGAGCGGUGAGCGUGACUUUGGUGUGAACCUCAACAAACCCUUCAACAACCACCUGCCUCUGGACUUGCCGCCGUUCUCCGGCAACCACGCAGAUCUGCUGAUUGUGUGCUUGCACAAGAUCAUCGUCAGCGGCUACGAGAAGCUCAACUCGGUGUACAACUGCUUCCUGACAAUCAUCUGCAACAUCUCGCCGUACUGCAAGAAGCUCAACAUGGUCUCGGCGGUGCGUCUCCUGCGCUUGUUCAAGCUCUUCGCGCAGCCGAGAUACCUGUUCGACAACGAAGCCAACCACCACCUCGUCUUCUUCCUGCUGGAGGCGUUCGACAACAUCAUCCAGUACCAGUACGAAGGCAACCAGCAGGUGGUGUACGCCAUGAUCCAGAACAAGAACGUCUUCUAUCAGCUCAACGACCUGCAGCUCCCACCGAUCCGAGCGUCAACGGAGAGCAAGAAGCCCGUCACGAAGGAGGGGGAAGAAGGAGCAGAGCAGGAGGAAUCCCAAGAGUUCGUCCCUACCGUCGAGUGGCUCACUGCAUGGAAGAAGAAACUGCCGCUUACAACGAGUCUGCGCUUGCUCCAGUACCUUAUUCCACAGCUUGAAGAGGCCUGUCAGAAGGCUGGCGGGAGUCUGGAUGAAGACGCGAUGCUCUACUUCCUGCGCACGACCACGAUGGUGGGUCUGCUGCCUGUGCCCCACCCGAUCGUAAUCCGGAAGUACCAGAUCAACCAGUUCACGCACUUGUGGUUCACCACGUUCACGUGGGGCGUCAUCUUCCUGCGCAACCAGAUGCUGCCUCUCUUUGACGGCGGAGCGAUCACUCUGUUCACCAUCAGCGUCCUAUAAGAAGAAAGGUAAACAUGGUUGAGUCACGGGCGAAAGUCCUACAAUGAAA
Messenger RNA from Phytophthora infestans T30-4, 2337 nucleotides. RefSeq lists its product as uncharacterized. The record is from RefSeq and is a predicted model, not a curated record. The coding region runs from base 66 to 2288 and encodes 740 amino acids. The transcript has a single exon. Gene Ontology annotation, cellular component: Golgi medial cisterna; Golgi trans cisterna; membrane. NCBI's taxonomy places the organism in Eukaryota, Oomycota, Peronosporomycetes, Peronosporales, Peronosporaceae.